This is a messenger RNA of Paramecium octaurelia, 1376 nucleotides long. NCBI's taxonomy places the organism in Eukaryota, Ciliophora, Oligohymenophorea, Peniculida, Parameciidae. The record is from the annotation of a GenBank genome assembly.
AUGUUGAAUUAUCACUUCUCAUAUGUCAGUUCCCUCCUUGAAGUCACUUUAAUUUAAAUCAAUGGUCCAAAUAAAAUCGCAGCAAUCAAAACUUCUUCUUAAUUGAAAUAAAUUCUUUGGAACUUUUAUUCUUCCACCCUUCAGCAACAAGAUGUUCGACUAUCAUUGAUACUAACAAUAAGGUGUAAGUCAUACCUGAUUUAUGGGUUAUAGUGAUUGAUCGUAUUGAGUGUCUUUUAUUACAAUGCAAUUCGGAGUAAGGAAAUAGUUAAUCGCCAACAUACUAACAAUAUUAUUUAAAUUCAUAAUGAAUAAUAGGAUCUUUAGAUUUUAAAAUACUAAUAUUUUAGCAUAAGCAUUAACUAAUAAGAUUCAUGAGUUAGAGUAUUAAUCUAAAAAAGGGACAAAAUAUCCAUUUGGAAACAAUGAAGAAUUUAUUGUGAUUGGUUAAAUGAUCUUAGAAUUUUAUUUCUCCGAUUAUCUGAUCUAGAGAGGGUAUUAGUAAAGUCAAUAUUUAGCUAUCCCAACAAAGAUUCCUCGAUUAAAAAGCCAAGUGAUCUUGUCUUAUUGAGAUAAAGACUAUUAAAUGAUAAAAACUUAGCAGAAAUUGCUAUAUAAUACAAUAUACACAACUUUGUUUAAAUAGGUAAUCAAACAGCUUUAAAGUAUUUACCUUCAUAUUUACUUUAGGAAGAACCCUAAAGUUAUGGCUGAAACACUUAAGGCUAUGGUGGCAGCACAAUAUUACGAUUCCGGAUUCGAUUUAGAACAUACUAGAGAGAUUUUAUAAUCUAUAUUGAAAGAACUUUUAGACAAGUAAUUAUUCAAAUGGAAUAUUAGAGGCUAGAGUGUUCCAAUGGCUGAAUUAAAGCAAAAUCCAAAAACCUCAUUCCUCGAAUUCAUUAACAACUAAACAGAUCUAAUUCCAAAGGUGUCAGUGGAAUGGAAAAAAGAUGAGAAUUCAAUAAAUUUAUACAAGGUAUAAUUAGAAUUGGAUUCUGAUAUAAACAUUACUAAAACUGGUGUAAACAAAAGACAAACAGAAUAACUUGUCUAUCUAGAAGCUUUGAAAUAAAUUAAAUAAAAAUUAGCUCAUAAAAAUCAAAUGCAAAAAAAAAUCCAAGAAAAGUAAUCCUUUGAAUAAAGCACUAUAAUCUACGAAUUAGAUAACUCUAUUACAGAUGAGACUCAAUAUUUUCAAUUUUCAGAAUAUCAUGAAUUUAGUAAAUCAGAUAUAACCGAAUCAUUGGGCGAAAAGGUAGAGCAUCUGCUCGAAAAAUUAGCAUUUUGAAACCAAUAUUUAUAAACUAAUACUUAAAACUUGAGGUUUCAAUUUAAACAAGAAUUUUAAUUAUAGUUUCAUAAUUUAAUCUGAC